GGAGCGCGCCAGACCUGCACAUGCUUCACAAGUACAUCGAGAGUAGGCGGUGAAACCUCUGUUUAUUAUUGAUUUAAACACAAAAAACCAAAUAUUUCUCUUUUAACACCGAAAACCCCUUGAAAAUAAGAGCAAUUUGUUUGCCACUUCAGCUCCCGCCAGUACUUUCAGUGAUCACGCAGAAGGGUUUCUCUUGCUUUUUACCUAUCUGAACCCUAAAUAUCGCAAAAUGUCCCAUCUUUCAUGUGCCCAUUUUCGCAAAGGCGACCUAGUUGAGGUUUUGAAGCAAGAAAAUGGUCCCAGCACCUCGACGUACUAUGCGGCUAAGGUGCUACGCUCAAAUGUAAAGCAGAGGAACCAGAUCUUCGUCGAGUACCAGACCAUGAUAAUCAUCGGAUCGGGCUGCCAAAAAUGUGUCACGGAGCUGGUUGAUUUAGCUAGCGUUAGGCCUAUGCCGCCAAGAGAGCUUAAUAAGUGCUUUAGAAUGGGAGAUAGUGUGGAUGUUUAUUGCGAUAAUGCUUGGCAAAAAGGAACUAUUAAGGACAUACUUGAGAAUUCCAAGUACAUUGUGAGGUUCCAUGGGAAAAGUGAGGGGAUCGUGGCUGAACAGUGCUAUUUAAGACUUCAUCGAGAAUGGGAUGAUGGGUCCUGGGUCCCCCCUCUUCCUGAACAAAACAUGUCAUCUUCGAUGGACAUGCAAUCCAGAAAGGUAAAGCUGAAGACAAAAUGCAGCAAAAGGAAGUCAGAGCCAAUGAUCGGAAUGGGGACGAGCGUAGAAGUCAAAAGUGACGAAGAAGGUUACAAAGGUGCUUGGUAUGGUGCUUCUGUCAUUGACACCAUUGGAAAUGACGAGUUUUUGGUGCAGUACUUGACCCUGGUAACAGAUGAUGAAACUGCACCUUUGAGAGAAGUAGUAAAAAAGGAUGAUAUCAGACCCUGUCCACCCCCAGUUUCUUCAGUUGUCCGUUUUGAACUGUUUGAGAAGGUCGACGUUUGGUUCAACGAAGGGUGGUGGGAAGGUGAGGUUCUUGAAGUGCAAUAUGGAUUUAAGUAUAAGGUUUAUUUCAGCUCUUCAAAUGAAACUUUGGAGUUUGAUCAUUCAGUAUUGAGGCAUCAUCAGGAAUGGAACAAUGGAAAAUGGAUAAAGGGGAAGUCAACGAAAUUGGGAGCUAACUUGACAAAUCAAAGGACAAAGUUCAGCACAGGGACAAUUGUGGAAGUAAAAAGUGAUGAAGUUGGUUUCCAGGGUGCUUGGUUUUCUGCAAUCAUUGUCAAGGAGAUGGGGAAUGGCAAAUUUAUGGUGCAAUAUCACAGUCUCUUAACAGAUGAUGGAACUGAUUUUCUCAUAGAAGAGGCAAGUGCUGCAGAUAUAAGACCUUCUCCCCCCCAUAUUGGACAUGCCCACCCAUUCAAACUGCUUGAACUGGUUGAUGCUUGGUGUAGUGAUGGAUGGUGGGUGGGUUGUAUCAUCAAAGUUCACAAGAACUUGGAGUACACAGUCUACUUCGAAACAGCAGAGGAAUUGAAAUUUCAACACUGUGAUCUGAGGCCUCAUCAAGAGUGGAUUGAUGGAUACUGGGUCGCUGCAGCUAAGUUGCAUGGUAGGUGUCACAGGGUUCUAAGUCGAAACACACGCAGCGGAACAAUCACUCAGAAACCUGCUAGGCAACAAAGAAAUCCCACUUGGCUCAGCCACACAAUCUCACAAAGUGAGGUUCGAAAGGCACAAAAUCUCAACCAACAAAGUGCAAGACAACAGUAUUUACAGGAAAUAACUUUCCCAACCUUUCAUUCACUAAAAGGAAACAAUACAAGAGACACCUCUCACAGAACUCUUCCCAAAGUGUUCUAGCAGUGCUCUCACUUUAGCUCUCUCCCUAGCUAAUGGGGUCCCCUCUCUCGGGGUUCCUCCCCACCUUUACAUGUGUAUGAGUAUAUAUAGGAUACAGCAACAGUUUACAAGAAGUUGUGGUUGACACCCCCAACCACUAAGGAGUAAAAUCCGCCCACUACUCAUCAUGGAAGUUAUAUAACUGCCCACUACUCAUCAUGGAAGUUAUAUAACCGCCCACUAAUGAUCAUGGGAGUUAUAACUACCCACUUCCCAUUAUGGGAGUUAUAACUACCCACUAUCCCUCAUGGGAGAACAUGGCCACUACUCAUCAUGGGAGAACAUGCCCCACUCUAGCAUCACUUCCCCACGUUUGUAGGCCACUCCUUUGCAUUCAGCAACUUCCAAUCCCGACUGUAGCAGCAUCCUCACAUGAUGGACCGAACCGACACCCGAAGUCCAGCCCUUGCACUCAGCAGUCUUCCAGUCUGCCCAAGCACACAGCCUUGCCAAUCAAGCAUACCCCUGCACACUCGCAUCCAGCAGUACUCUCGCCUGCCGAAGUACACAGCCUUGCCAAUCAAGCGCGCCCCUGCACACUCGCAUCCAGCAGUACUCUCGCCUGCCCAAGCAAUAUAGCCGUGCCAAUCAUGUGCACCCCUGCACACUCCCAAGUUGUGGUGAAAUCAAGGCCCAACUUCACCCAACUCAAGCCUACCGGCUCAAGGGUCUAACAAACCACCCCCACCAGAAGAAGCCAACGUCCUCGUUGGUAGGGCUCGCAAAUAAUCCCCUAUUUGCUCUUCAGACUGCCACAAGGUCGUACCUCUCUUCCAAGUAGCCUCUGCGACUGGUUUGUCUUUCCAUCGAAUAAGGAACUCCAUUCUCUUAUUCUUUCUGCUUUGCCCAAAUGUCCUAUGAUCCAGAAUUUCUCCACUCUGAUCAUCAAACUGUUUCCUCACAACCCACGGAGCUUUCUUCACUUGGCUCCUUGAAGAUUCAGCGACAUCCUCGUGAAACUUCUUAAGGAAACUAACAAGGAAAGUUGGUUUAACUUCCACUCUCUCGGGCAAUUUAAACUUGUAACCAGCAUCCCCAUGCCAUGGCUACGAAUCAUGUCCAUCCUAUCAGACUGAACACGAGUAGUGUUGUACACUCCAACAACUACCUCCUUUCUGCUUAGGAAAUCAGCAACCUGAUUGUGCCUGCCUGGCUUGUGCCCCCACACAAAACCACAUUGCGCUUCAUUUAGCUUCCUGCUCUAAAGGCAACGGGUUGUCCCUCCUGGACCAACACCCUUCCAAUAGCCUUAUCAGAAGCGUCAGUAUGCUCUCUGUUCUCAAAGGCAACGGGAUGUCCCUCCUGGACCUGCACCCCUUCAAUAGCCUUAUCAAAAAGCAUCAAUAUGCACUUAAAAAGGUGCAUAAAAAUCAGGCAACUUCAGCAUCAUGGUUCUGAAGAAAUAGUAGCUUUCAACUUCUCAAAAGCACUUUGGCAAUGACUCCCCCAUUGCCAUCUCUCAUUCUUCCGCAGAAGAUCUGUCAACGGUGCAGCUUUCUUGGAGUACCCAGCCACAAACUUUCUGUAAUAGUUUGCAAGCCCAAGAAAUGACCGCAACUCCGAGACUCCAGUUGGUACAGACCACUCCACAAUGGCAUCUACCUUCCUCGGGUCCAUCUUCACCCUCCCUUGGCUUACAAGAUGACCCAGGAACAUGACUUCCUGUCUUGAGAACUCGCAGUUCUCCAUGUUGACGUACAGUUUGUACAUCUGCAACCUUUCCAACACCACCCUAGGUGCAUCAAAUGCUCAUCCCAAUUCCUACUAUAGAUGACUCCACCAUCUAAGUACACAACAACUCAUCAAGAAAGCCCUACAAGACAUCACUCAUGAGAUUUACAAAAUGUGGCAAGAGCAUUUGCCAAACCGAAAAGGCAUAACUCAGAAUUCAUAGACUCCACAGCGAUUGACACCCAUAGUCUCCGCUUUGUCUCCCUCAGCAAUCCAAACCUGCCAAUUCCCAGCCCAUAGGUCCAGCUUUGUAAACCAGCAAGCUCCACUCAAUCUGCCCAUCAGAUCAUGGAUAAAAGGCACAGGAUAUUUGUUCUUUAUCGUCACUUUGUUCAGAGCACGAUAAUCUACACCCAUCCUCAAACUACCAUCUUGCUUUCUCUGAAACAAAACCAGCACACCAUAAGGAACUUUUGAAGGUUGAAUGCACCCUGCCUCCAGCAACUCAUUCAACUCCUUCCUUAACUCAGCAAGUUCAAAAGAGACUUCCAAUAUGGAGCAUGCACAGGAGGUUGAGAUCCUGGCACCAAUUCUAUCUUGUGAUCAAUUGCUCUCCUAGGAGGCAACUCCUUUGGCAACCCAAGAGGCAUCACAUCUGCAAAUUGCCUCAGCAACUCAGCAACUUGAUCUAGGACUCCCCAGUCCUAUCGGGCUUGACAUCUAGCAAGGCAGCAAGGAAGGUCUUCUCACCUCUCCUCAACUCGUUCUCAACCUGUGUAGCACUCAGCACACCAUUCACCUUGCUAACAUCAUUACAUUCGUCCUUAGGAAUACCCUUUCCUUGGACAUAGGAGGUUUACAAUUCAUCUAAAAUGAACAACCCACCCAAAAUGAGAAACAACAACAACUUUAGCCCGCAUAAAGAAGUCAUUCCCCAAAAUCAAUUAAAAGAACAACCAAGAAAUUUACACACCCAACCCAAUUCCAAACAAUACAAACAACAUUAGCAGCCAUGUUUAUCACAUCCCUAACUGUCGAAUUUAUUGCCUUCAUGCGGUUGGAACUCUUGAUCGCUUCCAAGCCCAAACUUUAGGCCAUCCUCUCAGCCCAAAAGUUAAGUGAAGUACCAGUAUCACCCAUAGCCAGCACUUCUGCACUAGUCAAUCUUAUAGUCACAUAGAGCAAUCCUUUCAAAGGACUCACCUCUGAAAUAGCAUUCACCAAAUGCAUUGGAUUCAUGACAGAAGAAUCCCGAAAGUCAGCAACUACAAGGGCAUGGUCAUCUUCAGCCACAAGAGCAGUCAGCUUCUCCCUCUUCGAGCAACCCUUUGCACGAUGGGGUCCAUUGCAUAGGAAACACCCCUGGUUUCCCUUCAAUACUUGCUCCCCGAACACUGACCAUCAGCCUUCCCUUUCUCACUAUUGCAGUCACCACCAUUCUUCUUGCCACCCUUCAACCUUUCGCCCUUUCCCUUAAUCAGGCUAGCAUCUUUACUGAGCUUGAAAUCCACCAAGCCAUCAGCAACAGCAAAGGCACUAGGCAAAUCCUUCACGUUUUGCCUUCUCAACUCCAUUUGUGCCCAUGGUUGAAGACCAGACAUAAAAUUGAAUAGUUUGUCCUCCUCGGACAUAUUUUGGAUAUCCAGCAUCAAAGAACUAAAUUCCUUGACAUAAUCCCUUACCGUACCCGAUUGUCUCAGCCGCUUUAAAGAAUCCCUUGCAACCCAAGAGGCAUUGCAAGGUAGGAACUGAUCCUUCAUUUCCUUCUUUAAUCUCUCCCACGAGUCAAUCCUCGGCCUGCCAGCACCGGCAUCAUCAGACAUACGGGUUCGCCACCACAACUUGGCAUCCCCUGACAAGUACAUGCUGGUGAUUGUAACUUGCUCCACAUCAGGGAUCCGAGCAGCAGCAAAAUACUGUUCCAUGUCCCAAAGGAAAUUCUCUAAUUCCUUAGCACUUCGGGCACCAUUGAAUGCUUUAGGUUCCGGCACCUUCAUCUUCCCAUUAGAGACCAUCUCACCUGGGAUCUCCGCAACUGUCCGCUUCACCAACGUCACGUCUGCCUCUAGCAAACUCACCCUUGCUCUCAUCUCCUCAGAGAACUCUUUGAGCAUGGUCUCAAGACGCUGAACAGACUCAUGAAGGUCAUCCAUCCGAGUAGAAAAGCUCUCUACCCCAUCAGCAUCAACUGGGCCAAUGAUAGAUUCUAACCGUGCCACCCUUUCUCGAACAGCUUCUAUAGCUCCACCUCCAGCCAUAGUAGUUAGAGUAACUGUUCAAAGCAAACCUUUGCUCUGAUACCAAAUUGUCACAGGGUUCUAAGUCGAAACACACGCAGCGGAACAAUCACUCAGAAACCUGCUAGGCAACCAAGAAAUCCCACUUGGCUCAGCCACACAAUCUCACAAAGUGAGGUUCGAAAGGCACAAAAUCUCAACCAACAAAGUGCAAGACAACAGUAUUUACAGGAAAUAACUUUCCCAACCUUUCAUUCACUAAAAGGAAACAAUACAAGAGACACCUCUCACAGAACUCUUCCCAAAGUGUUCUAGCAGUGCUCUCACUUUAGCUCUCUCCCUAGCUAAUGGGGUCCCCUCUCUCGGGGUUCCUCCCCACCUUUACAUGUGUAUGAGUAUAUAUAGGAUACAGCAACAGUUUACAAGAAGUUGUGGUUGACACCCCCAACCACUAAGGAGUAAAAUCCGCCCACUACUCAUCAUGGAAGUUAUAUAACUGCCCACUACUCAUCAUGGAAGUUAUAUAACCGCCCACUAAUGAUCAUGGGAGUUAUAACUACCCACUUCCCAUUAUGGGAGUUAUAACUACCCACUAUCCCUCAUGGGAGAACAUGGCCACUACUCAUCAUGGGAGAACAUGCCCCACUCUAGCAUCACUUCCCCACGUUUGUAGGCCACUCCUUUGCAUUCAGCAACUUCCAAUCCCGACUGUAGCAGCAUCCUCACAUGAUGGACCGAACCGACACCCGAAGUCCAGCCCUUGCACUCAGCAGUCUUCCAGUCUGCCCAAGCACACAGCCUUGCCAAUCAAGCAUGCCCCUGCACACUCGCAUCCAGCAGUACUCUCGCCUGCCGAAGUACACAGCCUUGCCAAUCAAGCGCGCCCCUGCACACUCGCAUCCAGCAGUACUCUCGCCUGCCCAAGCAAUAUAGCCGUGCCAAUCAUGUGCACCCCUGCACACUCCCAAGUUGUGGUGAAAUCAAGGCCCAACUUCACCCAACUCAAGCCUACCGGCUCAAGGGUCUAACAGUAGGCUUCUAGGGGUAAUCAAUAAUAUGGCUUAUUGGAUUCCUCAUAAAUGUAGGAAGUGCCAUAAAUUUCUUUGCAGAUUACCAAGUGUCAGUCUUUCUAAUUUAUGCAUUUUGAUUAAACAUACUCUCUUAUUUGUAUUAAAAAUUCCCUUGUUGCUCUAAACUAGCUACUGCCCUGGCUAGUGUCAUCCCUGGUUGUACGUUUUAUUUAUUUUCCACCAACACUUGUUAAAUGCAUCACUUUUACC
Molecule: messenger RNA, 7079 nt
Organism: Manihot esculenta (cassava)
Lineage: Eukaryota; Viridiplantae; Streptophyta; Magnoliopsida; Malpighiales; Euphorbiaceae
Product: protein AGENET DOMAIN (AGD)-CONTAINING P1
Exons: 4
Coding region: 230-1852 (540 amino acids)
Source: RefSeq, a predicted model, not a curated record